GUAAACCGGAGGUGUCUGAGUUCAGAUAACUGCUACUGGUGUGUAGUUGAUACAGCUGUGUGGUUGGUGUGUAGUUUGGCCUGGCGUGUUGGUCAGUUUGGGGCAGGAUGGGGUGCGUCAAGCAGUACCUGUGGAGGACCAGUCUCCUGUUCUUCUUGAGUGGACUCAUCCAAUGGGGUAAGAGUAUCAUCAGGUCUCCACACACCCCUCCACUCCUACCAAGGGGUGCCUUUUAGUUUGCAAAAUAAAGAAGAACAUUAAGCACAUUAAAGAACAUAGAAAUGUAAUAUGUAAAAUUUGAUACAGUCCCCUGUAUCAGUUUGCUGGGUGAAAAAAUAAUCUGCAUAUUAAAGGAACAAAAGGUUGUGCAGAUUGUCAAUUCUCUUUUACUUGUUAAAUAUCAGCAAAGUGCAAAGUGUUGAGUUGCAUUUUAGUGUCCUUUGUCAGAUGACGGGGGUGACUGUUGAAAUGGCCACAGAUCUAAAUCAGUGUUUCUAAAAGCUGCUUUCUACAUGGUUGGUCUGCUGAUGAAAUGUUAUGAAAUAGCCUUGGCAUAACAGACAAUGUCUACUGGGAAUGAGUCACAUAAUGUUUCUGCUUUCAUCAAACAGGCACUAUGAAAGCAAUUAAUUUAACACAAACCCUGACGCUGGAAGAUGAUUUCUGUCAGAUUGCAAUGUAACAGCAGUUAUUACACAUUUUGAUUUGCAGUACAAUCAAACCUCCUCUACAGCAGCUGGAGCUCUGUUCUCAAACUAUUACAGUUGAGACAUAACUUUGGAGAUAUGAAUGCAGUUUUCUUAGUUUAUUGACAAGAGGAGGACAGUGCAGACUGAAACCAUACCAAAAAAGGUCACAUUUGAAGCCAGAUAUACUUGACUUUAAGUUUGUCUGAGAAUAUCGUCUUCCUCUUUUUUCUUAUGUUCUCCAACUAGGCGGGGCUAAGGUGCUUGUUGAGGUGCAGUCUGGCCCUCUGUAUCGUGUGACUGGCUACCCUUUCUCCAUGUCCUGCAACGUGAGUGGUUUCUCUAACCCGGCAGCCCAGCAGGACUUCAGAUUCUCCAUCUACAAGCCAAACAGACCCACCCUUGAAAUCCAGAUCAUCAGCACAGACGACAACAACUAUGCCAUGGCGGUGUACGGCGGCCGUGUCAGGGGGGGUGGUAUCACUCUGGAGCGCCUGUCAGCGACCUCGGUCCUCUUCCACGUGAAGAGUCUGGAGGAGGGGGACGAGGGCGAGUACGAGUGCCACACCCCAAACUCAGAAGCUGUAUAUCACGGGACGUACAAUGCUAAAGCCACAUUGAAGGGUAAUGUUAUUUUUCACUUAUUGCCUAAAUGAAAAUACUUUCUGUGUCUGCCAUAUCUGUAUAAUUCACAAACCAUUACUUAACUAACUCUGGUUACUUGAACUUAAUCUGUCAAUCACAUUAACCCCUCCCUACUGUAGUGUUGAAAUCCAUCCCUCAAAUCCUGUUUCAUAGUGAUCGAGGACACCCUGACCACCUCCUCCACUGGCCCCGCCUCCUUCACCCUAUCAGAGGGUGACGCCCUAACCCUGCAAUGCCUCGCCUCCAGCAACACCUUCCAGCACACCCACCUGUCUGUCACCUGGUAUCUCCAUGGAGACGGGGAGGCCUCGCCCCGCCCCAUCAUCUCUCUGGACCGUGAUUUGACGGUGAGUCUGGGUCAGGGGUUUGAGGGACGGUACCAGGCAGGGCUCAUUGGUCUGGACAAGCUGGAGCAGGCCACAUACAGGCUGAAGAUGGCCAGGAUCGAGCUGUCCGACACAGGGAGGAUCUACUGCCAGGCCCAGGAGUGGAUCCAAGACCCAGACCGGAGCUGGUACCCAAUCGCCCAUAAAGACGCACAGGCAACCACAUUGGAGGUCAAAGCCAUAGGUGAGAAACACCUCAAUGUGUCUUUUGCCUCCCAGCCUUAGCCUUGGACCAGAUUGUGUUUACACAUCCAUGCAAUGUUUUUGUAUUUGUGCUUGGCUAAGAGGAAUUAUGGGUUAAGAGGACAUAUACAUGUAUGCCCAGUCCCGCUUUUGUCUGAUUUCCUGUAACUAAAUGCUGAUUUAGGGUUUCCUGUGUCUCAGAGGUGAUUAUGAGUGAUGGGUUUCCUGUCUGUCUGAGAAGUGGUUGUGAGUGAAAUUAUGUCUCUCUCUGCCAGAGGGGGCUCCCGACCAGGGCUCCGGCUCUAUGGUGGUACGUAUGACCAUAUACAAAGCACAGCUCCAGGAGGGGGAGGAGCUGGCCAUGCAGUGCAUUGUGGAUGCCCAGGGCAUUGCAGGGCGUUUUUUCUCUGUGGCCUGGGUCAAGGACAACCAGGAGCUGGCCCAGAUCGGGCCAACUGGGGUCCUGUCUGUGGGGCCGGAGUACGGGGGGCGAGAGAGCGGGGGUGAGCUGAGAGCUGUGCGGACGGGGGAGAAGACACACCUGCUCACCCUGCAGCCCGUCAGAACCCAGGACCAGGGAGCGUACCACUGCAGGGCCUGGCCACAGGAGAGGGAUGGGAACGGGGUCUUCACACAGGGACCCAGGCAGGAGUCCACCACCGAGCCUAUCACCAUCACAGCUACAGGUGAGUGACCUGACACUUAGCCAAUCAGAAUCAAAGCUACAGGUGAGUAAUCUAGUAAAAAGCCAAUCAGAAUCAAAGCUACAGAUGAGUAAUCUAGUAAGAAACCAAUCCAAAUUAGAGCUACAGAUUAGUCAUCAGGCACUGAGUCAGAAUUAGAGGGCGUGUUCGAGUUGUAAGGCUACUGAAGAUGAGUACAGACAGAAGUCGACAGGAGAGAUGCAUCCACUGUAGUGGUUUUCCAACAGCAAGGCUCGGCUCAAUAUGGCAGUGUGAACAUACGUAGCUGUCAUUGCUUAUAAAGGUUUUUCUCUACAAUGUCGAAAUAACCAUGUCUCUAACCCCCAUCUCACAUACUGACAAACUGAAAUCAUAUGUGGGUACACUGUACAAUACAUUUGUAAGAGAGAGAGGUCUCAAAUAUCCAUUAAUUUGUAUAUAUCCACUGUAUACAUGAAAUCGUGACAAAGUUGGUUACAGUUUCAGUCACGUCUUUGGUAACGUUUGUGUUGGUCCAGCAAAAACACUAAUAAUUGGUUGACAGAGCCUUCCACAAUGCAGGCGAUGGCUGCAGGAUGACGUUGGUUAAGAGCAACUGCAGAAACUUGCAGUCAACUGAUCACAUGGUUUUUGUAAAGUUCAUGCAGUUGACAUGUAGGUCCACGUGGAAUACGUUUUAUCCCCAUAAUGCAACACACUUUGACUGAAAUGCUCACUGACUUGACAAAACUGAUACACUCAAAUGCACCCAAUGUAAUACGGUAGGUGUUUCAUCAGCUUCCCAAAUGGCUGCUACAUCAAACAACAACAGAACCUCAAUAUCCUCAAUAACUUUAGUUUGUGCAUUGACCUGGCUCUGACCUCUGUUAUUACACAUGUACCACAUAAACACUUCUCACAUACUCAGCACCUUCUUUUUGUCUGUUCUCAGAGAGUGGUUUGGCCGUUACCAUGGAGAACCAGAAGGUGAGCGUUGACGAAGGGGACGAGCUACAACUCGCCUGUAGUGUGAGUGGGGUCAAGGGUCAGCUCUCCGUCACCUGGCAAUACAGAUCAGGGGCGACGGGCCCCUUCAGUGAUGUCAUAAGCCUGAGCCAGGUGGGUGUGCUGGAACCGGGGACAGAGUUGGGGCAGAGAAACGUUCGUACCCUGCGUCCCACGGCAGACACAUUCACCCUGGAGCUGAGUGAGGUUACGCCCUCUGACGCAGGAGCCUAUCAGUGCACCGUCUCAGAGUGGACCACGGAAACCAAUGGCAAUACCAAGAAAACCAGCAGCCAGUCACAAUACUGCAUCGUGGAGGUCCGUCCCGUGGGUAAGAGCACUGUGAGAGAGAGAGAGCAAUAACUUUAUGGCUGACCACUGAUCUUUCACAUGUCAGAUGGAUUCGAUUGAAUCUGUUUGCAGCUGACCAUGUUCUCCUUGCCCUCACAGCCACUGGUAGCGUUGGCCCUAAAAGACCUGAUAGUUGUCAUCAGUGAUAUCUCAUCAUUGUCCUUGGCUUGCAGAGUCUCUGCUGAGGGUGGACCUGAAGAGUCGCGGUAUCGAGGUGACAGAGGGGGGUGAGGUGGAGCUGGUGUGUUGGGUUCGAGGGCCCUCUCUCCCGGUCACUGUGACGUGGAGCCUGCACCACGAGGGGGGGUCGGCCCCGGACAACAUCCUGACACUGUCGCACACCGGUGACAUCACGUGGCACGGCGACCAGAGCAACUACCAGUUGAGGGUGACCACAAGCAAGGGGGAGGUGCAUCACAUCCUCCGCAUCAUCAGAGCAAGCCGCAGGGAGGCAGGGCGCUACCAGUGUGUGAUCUCAGCGUUCCUGCAAGGGAGACACAGGAAGCCGCAGAACUCCAACCUGCUGGCUGUGUUGGUCCAGACUCCAGGUAGGUAAGGUCAAAGGUUACAGGACAACCUGGGGUUAGGGUCUCAGCCUUCAUCACACUUUCUUUAUCUCUCUAUCUUUCUCUCUCUCUCUCUCUCUCUCUCUCUCUCUCUCUCUCUCUCUCUCUCUCUCUCUCUCUCUCUCUUUCUCUCUCUCUCCCAGAGAGUGUACUUACCCUGUCCUCUAGCCCCUCCCCUCUGGAUCGGAGCAUCAACACAGUCAUACAGAUGGAAUGCUCCGUUGUCAAGGCAACUUCUAUAUCCUCCCACUUCGCUGUCACCUGGUUGGUCCAGAAGAAGGGGGUGGGGAACCAGACCGUCCUCAGCUCAGACCGCGAUGCCGUGAUAACACUAGGGGCGGGAUUAGGCACAGAACAGCGAAUCAGUAUGAGAAGACGUGAGAGGUGGAGCUUCGAACUGACCAUUCGACAAGCCCAUAGCUGGGACAGGGGGACGUACUACUGUGUGGUGGAGGAGUGGCUACAGGAUCCUCACAGCCUAUGGUACAAGCUCCUGUCCUCUUCUGCAGCUAUGGAACUCCGCCUACAAGAGACAGGUGAAUUAUCCUGAUGACAAGGCAACAAAAGUCUGCAUCGGUAGAAGGACAUUGUUUAUCAGUAGAAGGACAAUGUUUAUCAGAUCUAUAGAGUAUCUUGUUGUGCUGAUUUGCAGUUUCUCUGACUUGAGUCUCUCUCUUUCUGUCUCUCUGUCUCUCUCACUCCCAGGGAGUGACCUCAGUGUUAACAAGACAGAUCUGGAGAUGGAGGUCAGAGAGGGAAAGGGGGUGGAGCUGACCUGCACUUUGACCUCAGGUGACCCUGCCUCUCUCUACGCACUCACCUGGUUCUACAUGAGGCGUGGCUCCUCCUCCUCUCACAGGGUUCCCCUGGUGAUUCUGGGCCAUGAUGGCAUCCUGAAAUACCCAGAUUACAACCAGGGGCUCCAGGACCAGAAGGGGAGGCUGAUCUUCUCCAGGACCACUCAUGGUACCUUUCUACUGGGUCUACAGGGAGCUCGUCAGGAAGACAGUGGAGUUUACCAGUGCCAUGUGGACCAGUACAAGUACAGUCAUGAUGGCAAUUGGGAAUUUAGCGCCUCCGACCAAUCAGGCACAACCAACCUCACUGUACGACGACCAAUAGGUAUGAUGUCAUCAUUUAUGACUCCAUGAUGUCAGACUAUACAAAUACAACGGGUAUUUAUCUUACCUUCCUCUGUUCUCUCCCUCUCCAGAACUUGAGUCUGAAUUGCUGUCUGAACCAGGAUGUGCCACUGGAUUAGUUCUACACAUCUUCAUCCCUCUUGUCUGUAUCCUGGCAAUUGUCAUCAUGAUGCUGUCAAUCAAGCUGAAAGGGCGGGGCUCAGGUGGAAACAAGAAACAAGCCAACUCUCUGUGGGCGGAGGAAAACCCACUGAAGCCACGCCCAGAAGAAUGAGCACAGAGGAGAGGUGAGGAGGGAGAUGGAGAGAGGAUGAGAAGAGCUAAGGAAAUGGAAGGAGUACAUAAGAGAGGAGAAGACAUGAGGGGAGAAAAGGAGAGGAUGUGGGAUGGGGAGUUUUGAUUAGAUGGGGAAGGGGGGGGGGAAGUGAGAAGAUGUGGGAUGGGGAGGGAUGAUAAGAUGGGGAAGGGGGGGGGAAAGUGAGAGGAUGUGGGAUGGGGAGGGAUGAUAAGAUGGGGAGGUGGGGAGAAAGUGAGAGGAUGUGGGGGAGGGGGGAAGUGAGAGGAUGUGGGAUGAGGAGGGAUGAUAAGAUCGGGAAGGGGGGGAAAGUGAGAGGAUGUGGGAUGGGGAGGGAUGAUAAGAUGGGGAGGGGGGGUGAGAG
Molecule: messenger RNA, 6285 nt
Organism: Coregonus sp. 'balchen'
Lineage: Eukaryota; Metazoa; Chordata; Actinopteri; Salmoniformes; Salmonidae
Source: the annotation of a GenBank genome assembly